Molecule: messenger RNA, 1191 nt
Organism: Trypanosoma cruzi
Lineage: Eukaryota; Euglenozoa; Kinetoplastea; Trypanosomatida; Trypanosomatidae
Exons: 1
Coding region: 1-1191 (396 amino acids)
Source: RefSeq, a predicted model, not a curated record
AUGGGAAAGGGCGGGAUGAGGGUUCUGGAGGAUGAAAAGGUGCUCCUGGCGGAACUGGGCAAAUUAUUUCACAUGGCGCGGGCAAACGCGCGAGAGCAGCGAAACACGCACCGCGCGGAGGGGAGGAGACGAAAGGCCACCGUUACCACCACGACCCCAACAACAACGAGAAGGACAAAGACGACGGGUGCGAAGAAAGACCUCAAGGAGGGACGGCCGCCCAGGACGGGCUCCAAAAGGUCUCGGAAGACCAGCACCCGUGGCGGGUCCGUGUGGGUGGUGCUGAAGGGCGGAUUCGCACAUGUGCCGACGUCAGAAAAGACGAAUACGAUUGCGCAUAACACGGUGUUUCGUGGACGUCUUUCAGAACGUCGUCGUGUGCAGGCACUGGAGGAGGCAGAGCGGUACAUACAAACGGCGUGGCAGCAGGCGCAGGAGGCGGGCCUUUUGCUUGACGAUGGCAGUGGACCCAACGGGGACGAGGGCCUUCAGUACCUUUGCGAACAGUACGAAGUUGCGGCUGGAAUGCUUCGCCGUGAGCCGGUUGGGGCUUUUUUGAAACAAAUUGUGGAUCAAACCAUUCCUAGUGGCGCCCCAAUGUCUUUGACUGCCCCAGCACCAACGUUCUCCUCCGUGGAUAACGCGGCGACAUCAACACAACUCUCACGGGAUGAGUGGGCGGAAGUGAUUGCACGAGAAAAUGUUAUUUUGAAGCGCUUUGCCCCGCGGGCAAGCAAAGAAGAAGAAGAAAAAGAAGAAGCGGAGGGUCAUGGUGAGUCGGUGCUUCAUGAGGCGGACCAGGUGCCGUCGCUUUACUACUUCCCCAUUGCUGAACCCCUCGCAUCACUUGAGGCGGCAUCCGCAGUGACGGGGAUGGGUUUUCGCGAAACCAGUGGCGAUGCACGCGGUGGGGAGCAGGCAAGGGAUGUGCUACCCACCAAGUGCAUUGUUCGCAUUCGAGGAAGUGGUAGACAGAAGCAUACGGCUAUUCUCACCUCCACAAAGUCUGUGAAUUACUUUAAAUCCAACUUUAUGCAGGUCAUUCGAAGGGAGCUUAGCGGCUCUAAACUUCCCCGCGGGGAAGACGCUGUGGAGGGCAAGCAACAACACCAGCCGGUGAGCAACAGCGCGGGUGCAGAGCAUGCCGCCGCUGGCUCGUCGAAGAGGAAUUCUAAAAGGCGACAUAAAUAA